GUUUUAUAUAAACCACUGCCUGCCACCUGAGAGAGUCUGCACACGACACACAACACAUGAACAGCUCACCUCCAAUCGAGCCAAUAUGGAUCCGCCGAACGCACAAUCCGACACUCAAGAGCACAAGACUUACGACUUUUUCGGCCUUCCGCGCGAGAUGCGUGACAUGGUCUACAACGACCUCUUCAACCACAAGACAGAAAUCGCCCCUCUGUCGCAUGACAAUCCUAUCGAAGCGGUCCUCGAAGGCUGUAUCAAACCCUAUCUUCUACGCAUCAGCAAAGCAUUUUCCGAAGAAUAUCUAGACACACGCAGACGGCUCGGUUCAAACUUAAUGCUAACAUAUCCAGGCCAUCGACCUUUUCGCUCCCUACAGCCUCCGAGCGAAAUUCAGCAUCUUCGAAAUAUACAAAAAAUCACCAUCAACAUUGUGUUGAACUACUUACCAAACCCGAACGAUUCUUAUCCCAUCAGCGAACACAUUACCUACGAGGAAAACCUGAAGAACUGCAAAUGGAUCAAAAGAGUCGUCGAGACAACCGAUUGUUCGAACCUUAAAGAAAGUCAGAUCUUCGUCUACGCAAGGCGAGGGUUUAACACAAAGGACUCCGUAGGGCGUAGAAUCAUGGAGGAGACAUUAGGAACCCUGAGAUCGGCUGGCUUACCAGGUCUGAAUUGCAUUCGUGUCAAGCGACUUAAAGCUGUGUCCCGUCCUUGGCCACUUCCAGAUAACCUGGAAGAGUACGGGGUUUGGGAAUUGGAAAAUGGUUGGACGUGGAAUUGAAUUUCAUUCGAUCUAGUGAUUUUUGUAUGUUGAACGG
Molecule: messenger RNA, 821 nt
Organism: Cercospora beticola
Lineage: Eukaryota; Fungi; Ascomycota; Dothideomycetes; Mycosphaerellales; Mycosphaerellaceae
Source: RefSeq, a predicted model, not a curated record